UGGGAGGAGUUAAUGCAAAUAGAAAAUGCCUUGAGGGGCGGGUGUCAGUCUGGAGGAGUGGCUGUCUCUAGGCAGGAUCAUUUGCAUAGGGAACGCCUACAUGUGAUGCUGAGCUUUUCCAUGAUUGAAAGAACUAAAAUCAAAAGGGGCGGGGCCCAAGAACAGGAAACGGGGCGGAGCGCUCUCUGACACUGGCUGCAGGCUUCUAAUGCACAUUGUGAGAAGCUCCCAGUGUGCGGUGACAUCAGGAAGCCAUUCCAGUCCAGGGGAGGAGCCAGUACACCUGUGCAAGACUGAAGGGGAGAAGCCGGGACACCUGUGCACGACUGAAGGGGAGGAGCCGGGACACCUGUGCACGACUGAAGGGGAGGAGCCGGGACACCUGUGCACGACUGAAGGGGUAGAGCCGGGACACCUGUGCACGACUGAAGGGAGGAGCCGGGACACCUGUGCAUGACUGAAGGGGAGGAGCCGGGACACCUGUGCACGACUGAAGGGGAGGAGCCGGGACACCUGUGCACGACU
Molecule: messenger RNA, 525 nt
Organism: Staurois parvus
Lineage: Eukaryota; Metazoa; Chordata; Amphibia; Anura; Ranidae
Source: the annotation of a GenBank genome assembly